UUUUAAUCUUGUAAUUGUAAAUCAUCAGUAGAAUAUUACAUGGAUGUUUUUGAUGCAAAUGCAGAAAUGCAGGCAUAUGACAAUUGUACUCAAUAUUAAUUUCCAGAUUCUGUCACCUGUGUGAGAUGUCUACCUGAGUUUUGGUCAAAUGAAAGAAGAGAUGCCUGUAUAAAGAAGGAAGCACUGUUUCUGUCAUAUGAAGAAAUAAUGGGAGCACUGCUCACUGCAGUAUCUUUAUUUGGGGCAUACAUCACGAUUGGUGUAAUACUUAUUUUCUUCAAAUAUAGGAAAACUCCUAUUGUCAGGGCAAACAACUCUGAACUGAGCUUCCUGCUGCUCUUCUCCUUAAUUCUGUGCUUCCUGUGUUCUCUGACCUUCAUUGGUCAGCCCUCUGAUUGGUCCUGCAUGUUCCGCCAUGUAGCAUUUGGCAUCACCUUUGUCCUCUGUAUCUCUUGUCUUCUGGGAAAAACCAUGGUUGUUUUAAUGGCCUUUCGAGCUACACGUCCAGGUACUAAUGUUAAAAAAUGGUUUGGGCACACACAGCAGAGAGUCUGUGUUACAGCAUUCACUCUUAUACAAGUUAUCAUUUGUAUCAUCUGGUUAACAACUUCUCCUCCUUUUCCGUUUAAGAAUUUUAAGGAAAUUAAAGACAAGAUCACACUGGAGUGUGCCCUAGGCUCAGCUGUAGGCUUUUGGGCUGUGCUUGGUUAUAUAGGACUUCUGGCUAUUUUAUGUUUUAUUUUUGCAUUUUUAGCUCGAAAACUACCUGAUAAUUUCAAUGAGGCCAAGUUUAUCACUUUCAGCAUGCUGAUAUUCUGUGCAGUGUGGAUCACAUUUAUCCCAGCAUAUAUCAGCUCUCCUGGAAAGUUCAGUGUUGCUGUAGAAAUAUUUGCUAUCCUUGCUUCCAGUUUUGGACUGCUAAUUUGCAUCUUCAUACCCAAAUGUUAUAUAAUAUUACUGAAACCAGAGAAUAAUACAAAAAGGAAUAUGAUGGGGAAGAAGGCACCAAAUUCACUUUGAAAAUUGAAUGCAGUAAAAUGUUAUUCACCAAGUGACUGAAGGCUAAAAGUUACUGAUGUAUAUAUAUUUAUUAUGGUUUUUCUUUAUUUAUUUUGUUAUGGUAAACUCUGGAUUUUUUUUUAAUUUAAAUUUGAAUGACAUGGGACUGCAGAUAAAUUCAGAAACCAUAUGUCAUCUGCUCAAUUCUCCCUUCUUUUUUAAGAGGCUGCCAUGUAGAGCCAUAGUUGAAUUGUAGUAUUAAUUGCAGUGUAACUUGAUUAGUAUGUUUUGCUUUCAGAAAUGCUGUUUCUGCAUGAUUCAUAGAGAGCACCUACAUUCAUGAGAUACGUGGCAAAUGAAAUGAGGAAAGUUAACCAUUUCUUCCUUAUAUUAUAUAUGGGAAAAACAAUAAAAGCCAUCUUUUUCUUGGUAUUGGAUCAGAAAACAAAUGCUAUAUGGUACCUUACAUCAUGAUAACUAGCUGUUCUCAUCACGUUAUUUAACCAUUUUAAACACAAAUUACUGUAAACAAAAAAAUAAAUACAAUUUAUUGAUUUACUGUUAACUUCUUGUUUUUCUAUGUUAAUGCCUCAUUUAGACAUAUCAUUGCUGCUCUUGCUGAACAAGAAAAAAUUUAAUUUUACACAAGCCAGAAUUAUCUUUUUUUCACUCUCACAUACUUUCUUCUUUUAGAUACAUGUAUUUUUACUCUUACAUAAUUUUAUGUUAAUUUUUAUAUUUGCACAUUUUCAUUCUCAUAUGUAUACAUUUUAACAUGGAUGUACACUGUAAUGUAUAAGACAGCAGAGAGAGAACCUGGGGGAUGCCCAUAUUGUUGCUGGGGACUUUAAUAAGGUAUGUUUUAAAUCUGUACUCUCCAAAACAGCCCUCUCUCACCUGAGACAAUCUGACCACCUCUCUCCGGUCCUCAUCCCUGCCUACAUCCCCCAAAGGGAGCAUAGUUCUCCAAGCACCCAGGUCAUUAAGACAUGGCCAGAUGAUGCUGUCCUCCAGCUACAGGACUGUUUUGAUCUGACAGACUGGUCCAUCUUUGAACAGCAGGACAUGGAGACCUUCACUAAGUCUGUCAAUGGAAGAUGCCAUCACCCUUCACAGAGCCCUGAGCCCUUUGGAGAACAGGAAGAGCUACAUGAAGAUGCUCUUCGUGGACUACAGCUCAGCAUUCCACACCACAAUCCCAGACAUCCUCACCACCAGACUGUACCACCUUCAGAAGACUUUCUAAUCAGCCGGCCUCAAUCAGUCUGACUCCUCACCCCCUGUCACUCAGCACCGGAUCUCCAUAUUGCUGUAUUCACAGCCCCCUACUUUAUGCCCUGUACACAUUUGACUGUACACCAACCCACGCAGCCAGGGUCAUUGUCAAGUAUGCCCACAGUGGUUGGGUUCAUCUCUCAUGGAGAUGAGACAGCGUACAGGUCGGAGGUAGAAAAUCGGUCCUGCUGGUGUUUAGAAAAUAACUUGAAGCCAGAUGCCUUUAAAACAGAAGAACUCAUAAUGGAGUUCAUGAGGCACAGACAGUCCACUUCUCUCUUAUACUUAAUGGAGAACGGGUGGAAUCUGUCUCCAUCUUCAGGUUUCUGGGCAACCACAUCUCUGCUGAUCUCACCUGGACCCACAACAUAAACGCCCUUGUAAUGAAGACCCAACAGUGGUUGCACUUCCUCGGAGUCCGGAGGAAGAAAACCUGGACCAGAAGCUGCUGCUUGAUUGUAUAUCUCCUGUUAUUAUUUAUUUCUGCUGUCUUGCUAUUUAUAUUUUAUUCUUGCAUAUUUGGCAUGG
Messenger RNA from Oreochromis niloticus (Nile tilapia), 2802 nucleotides. Its product is annotated as extracellular calcium-sensing receptor-like. Gene Ontology annotation, molecular function: G protein-coupled receptor activity. Gene Ontology annotation, biological process: G protein-coupled receptor signaling pathway. The transcript has a single exon. The record is from RefSeq and is a predicted model, not a curated record. Gene Ontology annotation, cellular component: plasma membrane. NCBI's taxonomy places the organism in Eukaryota, Metazoa, Chordata, Actinopteri, Cichliformes, Cichlidae. The coding region runs from base 208 to 1020 and encodes 270 amino acids.